AUGAACACACUUAAACGAAAACUAGUUUUCAAUGAAACAUUAGAUGAACCAACAAAGAUAUAUCGAAAUCAAUCAAUAACCUCUAUUGAAGAUUUAUCAAAUGAAAUUUUUUAUGAAAUAUUUGAUUAUUUCGAUGGUGGUGAAAUAGUUAAAACAUUUUCUAAACUUAAUUCUCGUUUUCAACAACUUCUUCAUUCUUCAUCAAUUUUAAUUAAAACACAUUUUUAUUUAUUUUAUUAUCAAGAAAUGAUAAAUAAAGAUCAUAAAUUAGAAAUAUUCUCAAAUAAAUCAUAUUCUAAUUUAAAAAUCUUAUCUAUUAGUUGUUCACAAAAUAUCAUUUUUCUUGAUGCUCAUCGAUGGGAACAAUUUAUUUUACAUUAUUAUCCUCAAUUAGAAAAAUUCUAUUUCACAUAUUAUGAUCGUAUUGAUAAUGAUAAUCAAUAUGAAAUAUAUUCUGGACGAAUAAAUCAAUUUUCAAUAUCAUAA
Rotaria sp. Silwood2 is the source of this 486-nucleotide messenger RNA. NCBI's taxonomy places the organism in Eukaryota, Metazoa, Rotifera, Eurotatoria, Philodinida, Philodinidae. The record is from the annotation of a GenBank genome assembly.